Molecule: messenger RNA, 423 nt
Organism: Numida meleagris (helmeted guineafowl)
Lineage: Eukaryota; Metazoa; Chordata; Aves; Galliformes; Numididae
Product: translation initiation factor IF-2-like
Exons: 1
Source: RefSeq, a predicted model, not a curated record
CAGAAAAAGCAAACACGAAGGGCAGCGCGGAAGGGAAGGCGCGCUCGCCGGCUCGGCGCACGGGAAGGGACGCGCAGCGCGGCGUCAGGCAGGAAGGCAGCGCGGCCUCCAGGGGCACGUUUCCGCACGGCGGCGCACGGCAGGCCCCCCCCAGCAGCGUUGCGCGCAUUGCCGCCAGCAGCCCGUCCCGCCGGCCGCCUCGCGGAACGGACGGCCCACGCCGGGCCGCCGGCGAGCCGGUACCAACGGCGCCGGGCGGCGAGGGGCGGGGCCGGCGGCGAGGCUGCGGGCGAGCCUAUCGCUGAGGGGAGGCCGAGGCCUGCCGGCGCGUCCCGCCGCUCCGAGUCCGGCGCUUCCCCCCUCCGCGUGGCGGUGCCCGCGGCGAGGCGGGCGCUGCGGCCGCGGCCGGAAGCGGCGGCGUGA